AUGGUUAAUAAUAUAGAGAUAUUAGAUUAUUGCCAUUCUGGAAAUGAUGUGGUUUCAAAUAUAGUGAGUUAUAAAAAAAACAAUGACAAUUAUAAUUAUCGGGAGAAAUAUGAUGAUGGCAAUACAGGAAUAAGUAAAAAUAAUAUGGGAAUUAAUUCCAAUUAUAACAACGUUUUUAUGUUUAAUAAUAAAAGAGGAGAUGAAGCAAACCAAACAGGCACCAAUAUGGAAAACAUAACUCCAUAUAUAAAUAUAGAUAGCUUAGAAAACAAAACAAAAAUAAAUUUAAUUGACAAAAGUGGUAAAGAUGAUAAUAUGAGGAACCAUGGGUAUUACCAAAAUAAGAGUGAUAAUAAGAAGAAGAAUAGUAAAAACAGUAAAAAUAGCAGUAAUAAGUAUGUUUCAUUAGCUCAUGAAAAAGAUAAUGAUCAAGAGAUAAAUGAAAAGGAAAAAAACAAAUUAAAUGAAGAAAACGGGACAAAUACAAAAAAAACAUGGCAGAAGAGAGCAUUUAGUCCAUUUACACCUGGUGGUGUAAGAUCAAGUACAGUUUUAUUUUUAUGUACAGCUAUUGGUGUAGGUCUUUUAUCAAUUCCAUACGUUUUUUCACACCUUGGGAUAAUUUUGAGUAUUAUACUUAUAUUAUUAAACUCACUUGAAUCCUACAUAGCUACAAAUAUUUUGUGCAUGUCAUCACUUGAACACAAUAUAUUUGUAUAUGGAAGUUUAUUAGAAAAAAUCGGGAAUAAAUAUUACAAAACACUUAUUGAUUUUGGUCUAACAUUUUCAUUUUUAUCAGGAUAUGUAUUAAUAUUAAUAUUGAUGACUGAUUAUUUAAGUAAUGUUUUACACGCCUUUAAUUUCCCCAGUUUUAUUUGCAAUCGUGUAUUUAUAACGAUAGUUAUAUGCUUAUUAGAACUCCCAUUGACAUUUAGAAAGCAUAUAGAUUCUAUUAAUUAUUUUUUAAUUUUUUCAUUAUUUUCUAUAACACUAACUGUAUUAACAGUUGGAUAUCAAAGCAGAUAUUAUAUGAAUUUACUACCAGAUAAAAAUGUUUCAUUAUUUAAAAUAAAUAAGAAUUUUUUUAAAUGUUUUAAUAUAUUGUUAUUUUCAUUUUCACAACAAUCAAAUGCUUGCUUUAUAGCUGGACAAUUUAAUCAACCAACACAAAGAAGAAUAACAAAAUCAGAAUCAAGAAGUAUAAUAAUACAAGUUAUUUUUUAUACAUUAUUUGGUUUAUUAGGAUAUUUAUCCUUUUUAAAUACAACCAAAGAUAACAUUAUAUUAAAUUAUGAAGAAACAAAUAUGUCGAUACUUUUAUGCAAAUUUUUUUUAUGUAUAUCCUUCUUUUUUUCAAUUCCAUUAAAUUUUAUUGCGACAUAUCCUAGUAUGAUGUCUUUAUAUACAACAAUCCGUAAUAAUAUCCAAAAAUCAUAUUCCGUUUUAUUCAGAAGAAAUGACUAUUUGCCAUUUUUGUCAAAUAUUUUACGCUAUGAUACCGAAAACCCAUAUGGUGAAUAUACACAAGAUGGAAAUACAGAAAACUCAAAUGUAGCUGAAUCGCAGGAAGAUGAUAUGUUUCGACGAAAAUUCACCGCAGUUUUCGUUACUUGCUUAUGUGCUUUUGUAGAAUUUAACGUUAGUAAAAUAUCAAACUUUAUAGGUAUCUUUGGUGGAUUUACUUCGUCCAUUAUAUCAUGUAUCUUACCCAAUUUGAUAUAUUAUAAAAAUAUGCAUACUUUUAAGAACAAAACCGAGAGGUAUGCAACCUUAGCCCUAUUAUGUUUUUUUUCGGUAAUGGGGGUGGUUUCAUCUAUAGUUACCGCAUUUAUCAUAAUACGUUAG
This is a messenger RNA of Plasmodium vinckei vinckei, 1845 nucleotides long. Its product is annotated as amino acid transporter, putative. The record is from RefSeq and is a predicted model, not a curated record. Bases 1 to 1845 code for a protein of 614 amino acids. Gene Ontology annotation, biological process: amino acid transmembrane transport. Lineage: Eukaryota; Apicomplexa; Aconoidasida; Haemosporida; Plasmodiidae. Gene Ontology annotation, molecular function: amino acid transmembrane transporter activity. The transcript has 2 exons.